Erigeron canadensis is the source of this 1162-nucleotide messenger RNA. Its product is annotated as phytochrome-interacting ankyrin-repeat protein 1-like. Gene Ontology annotation, molecular function: protein binding. The record is from RefSeq and is a predicted model, not a curated record. NCBI's taxonomy places the organism in Eukaryota, Viridiplantae, Streptophyta, Magnoliopsida, Asterales, Asteraceae. Bases 468 to 992 code for a protein of 174 amino acids. The transcript has 3 exons.
CCCACCCAAUUCCCCCAUUCCAAAAUCACAAAGCAAAAUCUUUCCAUAUAACCUAGGGUUCGUGUCUUUCCUAAAAUUCAUUCAAUUUCAACCCUUUCCAUAUCCCCAUAUGAAACCCCCAAUUACACACCAAAUCAAACUCUUUUCCCUCUAAUUUUUCUGGGUUUCAUAUAUAAAUAAAUAAAGUUUCAAUCUUUCUUGAUUUUAUAACAUGUUUGAUUUUUCUUUCCUUCAAAAUCUUCGUGUUCUUGGACCAGGAUUGAAUCCGUUUGCUCCUUACAACAUGGGUAAUCAUUCUUGCCGUUAAAGUUAGGAUCUUUUCUGCAAUUUAAGUAUAAUUAGGAUUUUUAUUGUUUUGUAAGGAAGUUAUAUACAAAGAAAGUAAGCUUUUUUGUAGUGGGGUUUGAUUUGGGGGUGUGUUUGGGAAGUGAAAAAGUGAAUUUGGGUUGCUUAAGGAAGGAAGAAGGAUGAGUCAAGAUUUGUCGGUUGGUUCGAAUGGGGAACGAAAGCGAAUUAGGCGGUCCAUGAGUGAUUUGAAUGAUAGAGAUGAUAGAGGGUGGACUAUGCUUCAUGUUGGUGCCCGAAAAGGCGAUCUUAAAGUGGUGAAAAGGCUUCUUAAGGAAGGAAUGGAUGCAAACGUGGCUGCAUUAGGCCCUAAAUCACAUGGGGUCACCCCACUUCAUCUUGCCGCUAAGGGUGGUCAUGUAAAGGUUAUGGAUAAACUUCUUGAGCAUGGUGCUAAUAUCGAUGCUCGAACCAAAGGAGCUUGUGGCUGGACUCCACUCCACACCGCUGCAAAGGAGAGAAACAGGAGGGCAAUCAGAUUUCUAGUUGAAAAUGGGGCAUUCUUGCCAGAUAACAUCGAAGACACCAGGUUCAAUCCACCAGUCCAUUACUGCCAUGGUCUUGAAUGGGCUUAUGACGAGAUGAAGCGUGUUCAACAAGAGAGUGGCUCAUCAUCAGGCGAGGGGUCCUACAGCUCUGACAGCUAAAAUUGCAUUUCUGUUUGUUUAUGUUGUUUGCUGGUGUGUUUGUUGAACAUGACUCAUUGUUUAUGAUGGUGAUUUGACUUAUGGUUGUUUCUCUUGAACUUGAGUGCUAUUGUGCUACACAAAUUGGUAUUGUAAGGUUGGUUUUAAUAAAUGAUCAUAUACUCUGUUGA